AUGGGUCACGAUUUGAGCUCUGCGGCAUUGGGAUUGGACCUCGAGUCCUCGGAGCCACUUUACCCAACUUUCUCCGUCUUUGGUGAUCUUUAUGAUGGAUCGGAAUCUUCCCUUACUCAACGGCGGCCAAUCCCUGAUUUUCCGCUGUCCGAGUCCUACAACGUUACCAACGUGCCGUCAUUAUUACCACGCAUGUCCGCCAUGAGCGAUGAAACCCUAUUUUUCGCCUUCUACCAAAAUCCACGCGGUCUCGAGCAAGAACAAGCCGGCAUCGAGCUCCACGCGCGUUUCUGGCGAUGGCACAAAAUCCUACGCAGGUGGCUACAAAAGGACACAGCAGAAGCCAACCGCAUCACAAGCCCCGUGCUCGUCGACUUGACCAACGGCGCACCUAUCGAUGGCGCUGUCACUCGUCCCACACCGACGACGGAGCGGGGAGUGUUCAUCUUCUUCGAGCCUACGCCGCAUUGGCGCCGCGAGCGUCGGGAGUUUACGCUCAAUUAUGAUGAGUUGGAUCAUCGGCAGGGUGGUGAUAAUGCGUUUGGGCCUGGAUUGGCGGGAUUGCAGUGA
Dissoconium aciculare CBS 342.82 is the source of this 570-nucleotide messenger RNA. RefSeq lists its product as uncharacterized. The record is from RefSeq and is a predicted model, not a curated record. Bases 1 to 570 code for a protein of 189 amino acids. NCBI's taxonomy places the organism in Eukaryota, Fungi, Ascomycota, Dothideomycetes, Mycosphaerellales, Dissoconiaceae. The transcript is spliced from 2 exons. Gene Ontology annotation, cellular component: CCR4-NOT core complex; P-body. Gene Ontology annotation, biological process: regulation of DNA-templated transcription; nuclear-transcribed mRNA poly(A) tail shortening.